GUCGUCAUCCUGGUUGAAGCGACUGGUGGAAUGCAGAAAAGUUUCUUCGCGGUCCUACCAGAAUAGUGCUACGAACCAGACCAUUUCUUCUUUUUUUCCUUUCUUCUUUCCAGAACUCAUCUCCCUGGCAUUGCCCGCAUUGAUCGAUCCGAACGAUACUGAAGCGAUUCAUAUAUACGUCUGCAUCCGCGGACCAUGUCACAGAAGACACCUCCGCCCGAGAAUGGGCAGGAAACGCCCAAUGCGUCUGGCGAGGGCCAGCAAUCUAAGUUUAUGCAACAAUUGAAGGGAUACAUCCCCACCAAAGCGGAUUGGGGCAAGUGUUUCUCGUAUGUCCGACUGCUGUUUUCCCUGGACUACACCAUGACCGAUGUUUUCCUCAUCAUUGCCGGUGUGAUCUUCGCCAUUGCGGGAGGCGUUCCUUUCCCCUUGCUCGGUAUCGUCUUCGGUGAUCUCAUCAACGACAUGAACUCCACCACCUGCGCCAGCUCCGACAAUGCGUCGGGAGAACUGUCGGACAGCGUGCGCACGAAGGUGCUGUACGUCAUCUACAUUACCAUCGCCAACUUCUGCUUUAUCUACAUCCACACGUCCUGCUGGUGCACGGUGAGUGAACGGCUGGCGCGUCGCUACCGGCGCCGAUACUUCGAGAGUGUCAUCAAGCAGGAGGCGAACUUCAUCGAAUCGCUUCCGUCCGGUGAUAUUAUCUCUCGUCUGGUCGGUGACAUCGAAGUCGUGCAGUCGGGAACGUCGGAAAAGGUCGGCCUGGUCAUCACAACCAUCUCGUAUUUCGUGGCGUCCUACGUUGUUGCCUUUAUCAAGGUGCCUAAGAUUGCGGGAAUGCUGAUCUCCGUCGUCCCUUGCUUCAUGCUGAUGUCGCUGAUCGGAGGCCACUAUAUCAAAAAAUACGCCGGACGCAUUGCAGAGAAUGCGAAUGCGGCCACGUCCAUCGCCACUUCCAGUUUGUCCCACCUGACUCUGGUCCACGCCUUCAAUGCCAAUGAUCGUCUGGAGUCUCGAUUUGCCAGCUAUCUCUCGCAGUCGCAUAAGGAUGCGCUCAAGAAGGCCUGUACCCAUGCUGCGCAGCUCGGUUUCCUUUACUUCGUCGCCUAUUCCGCCAACGCCCUGGCCUUCUGGGAGGGUGCGCAGAUGAUCUCUCACUCCGUCGACAAUGACAACAAUGGUGUUUCGGUCGGUGCUGUGUACACUGUCAUUUUCGUCCUUAUCGACGCCUCCUUUAUCCUGAGUCAGGUGGCACCUUUCAUCCACGUUUUCGCCUCGGCCGCUGGCGCCUCGGAGAGGCUUCUGACCGUCAUCAACCGGCCCUCGGCCAUCGACGGAACGUCGGACGACGGCGACAAAUCGGCCACCUUUGGCGAAGAUGAUAUCGAGUUCCACGACGUUCACUUCACGUAUCCCUCCCGCCCGGAUGUUCCCGUGCUGCAGGGAACCAGCUUCGUCAUCCCGCCCAAGAAGCACACGGCCAUCGUUGGACCUUCUGGUGGCGGCAAGUCGACCGUGGUCUCCCUUCUGGAACGAUUCUACGACCCCAAAUCUGGCAAGCUGACGAUCGGUGGCAAGGACUUCCGCGAUCUCAACGUUCGCUAUUUACGAGGUAACAUCGGUUUUGUGCAGCAAGAGCCGUCGCUGCUGGAUCGCUCCAUCCUGGAAAACAUCGCCUACGGCAUGGUCUCUUCGGCCGCCGAGAAACACCAACGCUUGGCCCCGUUUAUUCUGGACUCCAGCCUGCCCGAACUCGCGGAGAAGAUCAGGAAUGGCACGUCGGAGAAGGACGCUCUUUCCCACUGCGAUGCUUCCGUCACCGAGAUUGUCGACCUGGUGAAAGAGGCGACCGCCGCGUCCAAUGCGUUGAACUUCAUUGAGGCCUUGCCUCACGGGCUUGCGACCAGCGUGGGAACGGCAGGAAACCAACUCAGUGGUGGCCAGAAGCAGCGUAUCGCGCUCGCCCGAGCGCUCGUGCGUGAGCCAACUCUGCUCAUCUUGGACGAAGCGACGGCUGCCUUGGACUCGACUAGUGAGCAACUGAUCCAGGCAGCACUGGCCAAGGUCUCCGAGCGCGUGACCACGGUGUCCAUCGCUCAUCGUCUCGCCACGGCCAAGGACGCUCACAAGAUCGUCGUCGUCCAGAGCGGCCGGGUGACGGAGGAAGGCCCCCACGCCGACUUGGUCGCGCAAGGUGGUGUCUAUGCCGAGAUGGUGCGCCUGCAGAAUCUGGGCAAGUUGAGCGCCGAAGACCUCCAAGGCUCGGAUGAUGCGAUCCGCGUCUCUUCGGACAAUCAAUCUGCAUCGGGACUUUCCAAGCGCACGGAUGAUAAGGAGCCAUAUGUCGGCGUCAGCGCAUCGGACGUCACGGAAGACACCGUGGUUGGAGAAACGCCGCCCGGGUCCAAGGACGGCAAAGACGACGACAAGAAAAAGAAGAAGAAAAACAAGCGCUCGACAUGGUUCAGUACCAAGUAUAUCUUCUCUCUCGUCCGGGCAAACCUGCCCCUGAUCUUCCUGGGUCUCGGCAUGUCUUGCAUUAUCGGUGGCAGUUAUUCGGCCGAGGCAGUCGUGUUUGGUCAUACCGUGGGCAGCUUGAGUCCCUGCAGAGCUGCAGAAGACAUCAGCGACAGUGGAAACUUUUACGGGCUGCUGUUCUUCAUUCUGGCCCUGGUCGAGUUGACCGCCAACGUGGUGGGCGGUGCUGCCUUCGGCUGGGCCGCCGACAAGAUCCUCUACCGCAUCCGAGUCUUGUCUUUGCGCUCGCUGCUCAGCCAGACGGUGCAGUGGCAUGGCAUGGAGGAUCGCACGCCGGGAACCCUCAUCACCUACAUCACCGGUGAUGCCUCGGCUCUAGGUGGAAUCACCGGUUCCACCAUCGGUCUCCUUCUCGCCACGGCCGUGAACCUGGUAGCCGGUCUGGUAAUCUCGUUUGCGAUCGCCUGGAAGAUCACCAUCGUCCUGUUCCCGACUAUCCCCGUGCUCCUGGUGGCGGGUAUGAUGAAGCUCCGUGUCCAGGCCAAGUUCGCCGAGCGUCAUCAGAAGGCCUUCGCGAAGGCCACCGCGAUCACGGUGGAGGCAGUCGACAACAUCCGGGCAGUCUCGGCCUUCUCCCUGGAGAAGCAGUCCUACGAGGUCUUCGGCCGGGCGCUGAAGCAUCCCUACCGCGAGACGAUGAAGGCCAUCGCUCACGGAAAUGUGUGGCUGGCGCUGGCAUUCAGUAUCAGCAACCUGGUCUACGCGCUCGCCUACUGGUGGGGAUCCCGCCAGAUCGCGGAGGGGCGCUACUCGCAGACGCAGUUCUUCAUUGUGCUGCCCGCGCUGCUGUUCAGUACGCAGUCUUGCGGGCAGAUGUUCGCUCUCGCCCCCGACAUCUCCAAGGCCAAGGUGGCCUCGUCCAACAUCGUUGAGCUGCUGAACACCCGCUCCGCCGAGGAGGAGAUGGCGCCCAAUUCGUCGCGCAGCCAGCAGCCCUCCAGCAGUCUGCUCGAGGAGAAGGCUGCGGCCCAGGACCUGGAGGCCUCGGACGGGGCUCGGACGACGCGUUCGCGGACGUCGGACAGCGCCAUCGGCGCCCAGCUCCGCGGCGUGCAUUUCACCUAUCCCAAUCGACCGGAACGGCCGAUCCUGCGGGGUCUUGACAUCAACAUCCGACCGGGACAGUUCUGCGCGCUGGUCGGACCCAGUGGAUCGGGUAAAUCCACUACGUUCGCCAUGCUGGAGCGGUUCUACCGGCCCUCGCUCGGAUCGGUGGUCAUCGACGGCGUGGACGUGACGCGGCAACUGGGGACGGAAUUCCGCGACGAUAUCGCGCUGGUGCCGCAGGAGAACGUGCUCUUCGAGGGCACCGUGGCCUUCAACAUCGGCCUGGGCGCGUGCCCCGGACACGAGCCCACGCAGGCGGAAAUCGAGGAGGCGUGCCGCAUGGCCAACAUCCACGACGUGAUCACGAGUCUGCCCCAGGGAUACGAGACGAUGUGCAGUCACGACGGCAAGCAGUUCUCCGGCGGACAGCGACAGCGCCUGUCGAUUGCGCGGGCGCUGGUGCGCCGACCGCGCAUGCUGCUGCUGGACGAGUCCACCAGCGCGCUGGACGUCGAGUCCGAGAAACGGAUCCAGGAGGCUCUGGCGACGUUGGCCGGCCGCACGACCAUCGUGGCGAUUGCGCAUCGGUUGAACACCAUCCACCGCGCCGAUCAGAUCUUCUUGAUCGAAGAGGGCCGGUGCGUGGAGCAGGGAACGCAUCAGGAGUUGAUCCAGCGCAGCGAGACGUACCGAACCAGCGUGAUCCACCAGUCUCUCGAGACCUGAUCUCUCAGUCUAUCUGAAUGGACAGCAUCGAUUCUCUCGAGAUCGGGAGAUCUUACGACACCAACACAUACAUUUAUACACCCACCCACCCCCCUAUAUAUAUAUAUACCCAUGGACUUUUAAUAUUUGAGGAGAGGGCGACCUGCGACAGGCAUGACGGAGCAGGGGGAAAAAGACAGAGCGAGCAGGAUAGAUAGAUUUGGAGCCCAAAAGCCUCGUGUUGAUUGAAUCUAG
Aspergillus steynii IBT 23096 is the source of this 4548-nucleotide messenger RNA. RefSeq names its product ABC transporter ATP-binding protein. Gene Ontology annotation, biological process: transmembrane transport. The transcript is spliced from 2 exons. Gene Ontology annotation, cellular component: membrane. Gene Ontology annotation, molecular function: ATP binding; ATP hydrolysis activity; ABC-type transporter activity. Bases 196 to 4314 code for a protein of 1372 amino acids. Lineage: Eukaryota; Fungi; Ascomycota; Eurotiomycetes; Eurotiales; Aspergillaceae. The record is from RefSeq and is a predicted model, not a curated record.